AUGGUGUACUAUUUCACGUCUAACGUCGUCGACCCACCGGCGUACAUCUACGUGGGCAAGGACAAGUUUGAGAAUGAGGACCUCAUCAAGUUUGGGUGGGAAGAGGAUUUCCACGCCGAUAAGCUGUCCAGCGCCCACAUCUACCUGCGGUUGCGCGAGGGCGAGACCUGGGACAACAUACCGGAGGAGCUGUUGACCGAUCUGGCACAGCUGACCAAGGCCAACUCGAUCGAGGGCAACAAGAAGGAUAACGUCACCAUCAUCUACACGCCGUGGUCCAACCUUAAGAAAGAUGGCAGCAUGGCGGUGGGCCAAGUGAGCUUCAAAGACCACAAGAAGGUCAAGAAGAUACUUGUUCCUCAGCGAGAAAACCCCAUCGUCAACCGGCUCAACAAGACCAAGAUCGAGAAGUACCCAGACCUGAAGCAGGAGAAGGACGAUCACUUGCGGGAGCUGCGUAAGAGGGAUCAGGCCGCCCUGCAAGCGAGGAAAAAGGAGGAAGCCCGCAUCGCCAAGGAGCGGCAGGAGAAGAAGUGGCAAAAGGAACAUGCCUACGACGACCUCUUCUCCGAGGAGAACAUGGCAACAACCAGCAACCAGAACCGGCCUGAAGACUGGGAAGAUGAUUUCAUGUAG
Chaetomium strumarium is the source of this 636-nucleotide messenger RNA. RefSeq names its product coiled-coil domain-containing protein 25. The coding region runs from base 1 to 636 and encodes 211 amino acids. Lineage: Eukaryota; Fungi; Ascomycota; Sordariomycetes; Sordariales; Chaetomiaceae. The transcript is spliced from 6 exons. The record is from RefSeq and is a predicted model, not a curated record.